Molecule: messenger RNA, 2778 nt
Organism: Symbiodinium sp. CCMP2592
Lineage: Eukaryota; Dinophyceae; Suessiales; Symbiodiniaceae
Source: the annotation of a GenBank genome assembly
AUGGGCUCGGAGUGGCAGCAGCUUCGAGAGAUCAACCCUGUUUUCUGCGAGCGUGUUUCGAAGGUCUUCUUGCAUAUUGGAAACUUUUGCUUGGCUGCAGCUACGCUUGAGGAUGUACAGGCAAUCGUGGAUGAUUCGAUGAGUGAUGUUCUUAAGAUUGAGGAUCGUGUGGCGCUUACAGAGUCAGUGCAUAAGUGGUGCGCGCUUCAUCAAGGGACAGUGGAAAGGACUGUUCGCGAGAUCGGGCAGAAUGUCCGACGUGGGCCUUAUAUCCGUCGUGGGCCCAGUGUGACGGCUGCCGAUUUGUAUGAGGGGCUUUUGGCUUCUGACCCUGUGCUGGGUUUGGCUGCUCUUGAGAAGAAGUUAAAGCUUCGCAAAGCUGGAACAGGGGCGCGUGUGGAAGCAGAGGACUUGUGCAGGCGAAAGUUUCCGGCAAUUGCAGUUGACCCCGGAAGCCAUCAGCAAGCGGUGGCCGAGCCACCGAAGGACCAGCCGGCGCCUUCUCCGGAGGAUGCAGAUGAGCGUUGCUUGGAGACCAUUCCUUUGUACAGCAUCACUCAGGUUGCACCUCCACCGCGGCCAGAUCCUUUCUGGCCACAGCGACGGUUCCGACAGUGGGACAAUGAUUGGUCCGAGAGCCCGGCCAAGUGGCAGCGAACAGGCAAAGGACGUGGCCAUGGAAAGGGCAAGAACGGCAAGGGGGGCAAGGCCAACCGCGAUGAAUCCAAGGGCGAUGGCAAGGGCCUCGGCGGUGGCAAGGGCAAGAGUGAUCAUGCGCUCUGGACACACACGGUGCAUGCAGUCCCAUCCGAUGUGGCAGCAUUUCCAGAGCUUGGCAGCAAAGGCGGCAGCACCGACCGGGGCACGGGAUGGAGAUAUCCGAUCACACUUACAGCAGCUCUGCACGUCGCGGGGACCUAUCGUCGCACAGGCUUUGGGAGCGUCUUUUCAAGGACAUUUCAUCUGGCCAUCCGUUUACAGAGGCAGCAGGGCUUGUACUUCAUUCUGGAGCACCCUGAGGAUCUGGGCCGUGUGCCGUCUGGUGAGAGGCCUGCUUCCAUUUGGUCUUUUGAUGAGGUUCGUCAGAUUUGCGCUGGAGGCGAUGUCAGUUGCUGGGCAUUGCAUCAAUGCCUUUUCGGGGCUAUGUCUUGCAAACCCACUCGCUUGUUAUCCAAUCUGCCCGGAGCAUUGAACUUUGGGAUACAGAUGCCAUGUUUCAAUGAUGACGGGGACUACGUGGGGCCGCUCUUGCGCUGUCCGCAUUCACAUGCAGAUCGAGCCUGCGGUUUUCAGGAUGGCACUUGGAAAUCGGCCGCCACGGCGGCUUACCCUUCGGAGUUCGCUGCUUUCUUCGCCCGUCUCUCUUUGAGUGUGAUGCCUGAGCUGAGGGCCGUGGCUGACUCCGACCUGAUCCCAGCCAACAUCCCUUCAUCCGCCGAGGCCUUUGCCACGGAGUGCAUCGCACGCGGUUCUUUCGAUCGUGCUUCAGUUCAGAUUCUUUUCGACUUGCUUCCUAAGACUCGGCCUCAUAAGAUCACGGGCAGUGCAGAACCUGGCACCGCUUUCUUUGGAGGCACUGUGCACCAGGAGGGUCUCACCGCACCGCGGUCCACUUGUUUUACAUUCCCCGAGUCCAUGCGUGUGAUCAAUGCUUUUCUUCACUCCGUGGACCCGCACCACCGUUACGCUGCUUUUGUUCUCACAAAGAACGUGACUAGUGAGGUUCAUCGUGAUCCGCGAAAUGCAGCUGUGCCCAACAUGAUUGUGGCAAUUUCCUCCUUUACUGAUGGUGGCAUUUGGAUACAGGAUGACUCAGGUACCCAGGUGCGAUCCUUUCACGGCUCGCCCGUCACAGGCACUGUACACUCCUUACAAGAUGGACCCGUCUACCUGGAUGCCCGUGGAUGUUUGCAUGCUACCCAACCUUGGGUUGGGGAUCGUCUCAUCGCCAUUGCAUACACCCCUCAGUACAUGCACCUGCUCUCUGUUGAUGAUUCGGCUUUUCUGGCUUCAUUGGGCUUUCCUGUCUUGGAUUCCUCUCCUGCGGGGGGGGAGGCACCAGCGGAAUCCUUCGUUUCCUCAGACAACUUCACCUUGGCUGCAGCAGUGCCGGCGAUAGACAACUCAGGCACUGGAGAUGCUCAGGAGGUCGUGGUGAUCGAUCAUGAGGAGUCGGCCAGGGAAGCUUUUGACCCCAAGACUAGUCGCGCUUUCGGGCAGCCCAUGAUCUGCAAGUUUGAAAUGGGCAAGCAAGAGUUUGUGGACGGCUUCGGGUUGUGUUCGCCUGGCCGUUGGGCUCCCGAGGCGAGAGAGAAGUUGGCGUCGAGUGAUGAGGUGGCACAUGCAGAGGGAAUUCGCGGAUUGCUACGAGACUUUGUGAUUGAUCAGCUGAAAGACCCCAAGGACAUGGCGUUCCGUCUCGCGACGGGCCAUGUGAAGAAUUCUCCUUUCGCGGAGUCUGCCUUGCAGAAGUUGAGGCAGAGGAUCGUCGGGUUGAUCCCAGGGGCGCCUUCAGACCUGUUGCGUGUUCCCGAGCGGCCUAGAGAUGAGAACACUUUGUCGGAUGCCAUCACCAACCACGACUUCUCGAGUUUCUGCCCGGAGCUGAGAGAGUGCUUUCUUGGAUUCGCGUGUCAGCUUGCAGCGAUUGGUUUCGAGGGAGUCGGCAAUGUCUCGCCGGGAGAAGGAGACGAGCAAAACACCUUGGUGAUCCUUCACAUGUCGGACUGGCUGCCUUCCUUCGGGGGGGGUCUCGAGGCAACUGCGACCGUCAUGUGA